This is a messenger RNA of Vombatus ursinus (common wombat), 951 nucleotides long. RefSeq names its product F-box/LRR-repeat protein 12-like. Bases 1 to 951 code for a protein of 316 amino acids. The transcript is spliced from 3 exons. The record is from RefSeq and is a predicted model, not a curated record. NCBI's taxonomy places the organism in Eukaryota, Metazoa, Chordata, Mammalia, Diprotodontia, Vombatidae.
AUGGCUCUGGGGACCACAAAGGAGCUAAUCAGUCUGGGAUCGGGUCAUUUCCUGCAGUCCGCCCCUGCCCCUUCUCUGUGCCUGGCCACCCGCAGCCUCCUGGUCAGCCUCUGCCCUAAAUCUGGCCAUCCCCAACUUCCCCGGGCAGCCCCUGAGCCCGGCCUGCCCAUCACCCAGCCCUGGCCCCAGACACCCGCGGCCCCACCCUCAGGCCUGGCCCUCACCCAGGACGCGCCUAGCCGCUCUAGCUCCUGCCUCACAGAGCACCCACUACGACACCAGGUGUCUGCGCUUUACGGCCGUCGGGAAGCGGAAGCGUCUUGUAGACUGCUGAGGGUGGAACUGCAGUCGUGUGAGCUCCCCCAGGCCUGGUUUCCGCCGGGGAAUGGCCCCUCAAGUCUGCCCCACCUCGAGCACCUGGUUCUGGACCAGAUCCCGGCCUUCUCAGACUCGCAGCUACGGGCCCUGCCUCGGCAAGGGGCGCUGUGCUCCCUGGUGUUGAGGGUCACCUACAGGGUGACCCACCAGGGGCUUCGAGACGCCCUGCCUGGCCUCGGUCACCUUCGGCGGCUGGAGCUGUGUGGAUGCUCCGUGCCUGCUGAUGGGGCCCUGCCGGUCAUAGGAGGCUUCCUGCCCAGACUUCGGGAGCUCAGGGUGACUGUGGCCGGGCUCACAGCCAGGGGGCUGGCCAGCCUGGUGGGGAUGCAGGCCCUAGAGACCCUGGGCCUCCUGGGACCACCCCCUACCCCAGAUAAGCUUUCAGCCAAGGAUAUCCUCCCUUUCUGUCUCUUGUUGCCUAACCUCAGAGUCCUCAGCCUUCAGGGCAUGGGACUGGGGUCAGCAGAUGAGGCUCUUCUUAGGGAGGGACUGGCCCACUGUAUGAUCCAGAAGAAUACUAGAUUUGGAAAACUCUCCUACCUUUUCUCCCAUGGAGACCACAUCAUCCCUUGA